AUAAUUUCUCCUAUUCAGUACGCGUUCAGUACUUUGGUAUCAUUCAUUAACGAGACAUCAACGGAUCGGAUUUAUUCGUGUCGCAAAUUAUAUUACUAAAUACGUAACAAUGCAUAUGAAAUAUAAUUUUAAUUUACUUUUGAUACAAAUGGCAAUGAUAUUUAUACUCAUAAAUUCUGUCACGGCCAAUUUAUUGGACAAACUCACAGAAAUGACUUUAACAGUGAAUAAAGAAGAGGCUUCAAAACAGGAAAAAGCAGAUAUUUUGUCAAUGGGUCAAUACUUUCAAGAUAUAUUUUCGGAACAUUUGGCACCUCUAAAACUUGAAUUUGGACACGUCUGUGAGAAUCCUAUCGAAUGGGAACAAAGAUUCGAACGAAAAGAUUUUGAUAACAAUCGUUACAGCGGCAAGGUAAUUAUUUUAUUUCGCGAUAUUAUGAGCAUAAUUAUUUAUUUGUGUAAAUCAUACUUUAUAUUUCUUUAUUUUAUAUACAUCUUAAAAGAUUCUUUCGUUAAUUAGAGUAAUACCUUAAAUAUUAAUCAAUUUAUUAAUAUAUCUGUUUGCAAGUAAUUUAUUUCUAA
Messenger RNA from Wasmannia auropunctata (little fire ant), 582 nucleotides. RefSeq lists its product as uncharacterized. The transcript has 3 exons. The coding region runs from base 110 to 520 and encodes 136 amino acids. The record is from RefSeq and is a predicted model, not a curated record. NCBI's taxonomy places the organism in Eukaryota, Metazoa, Arthropoda, Insecta, Hymenoptera, Formicidae.